Molecule: messenger RNA, 663 nt
Organism: Geosmithia morbida
Lineage: Eukaryota; Fungi; Ascomycota; Sordariomycetes; Hypocreales; Bionectriaceae
Product: SUR7/PalI family
Exons: 2
Coding region: 1-663 (220 amino acids)
Cellular component (GO): plasma membrane; cell division site; growing cell tip
Source: RefSeq, a predicted model, not a curated record
AUGGGUCUCGGUCGCUUUGUUCACUUUACCGGGUCGGCGCUGCUCUUCAUCUCCAUGAUCCUGUGCAUCGUCGUCAGCGUCUCCGCCCCUGUCGUCAAGUAUCUGUCUUUCGUCCACUUUGAGCUGGACGGGAAAGCAGACGUCAAGUUUGGUUCUUUCGGAUAUUGUGUGACGGAUUCCAAUGGAGAUGACCGCUGCUCUUCCACCCACAUCGGAUACGACGCCGCCAAGAUCAUGGAAGGCAUCGACGACUCCAGCUUCUCCAUGGCCCGCGGUGACUCCAUCAAGGCCCUGACCCACGUCUUCGUCCUGCACCCCGUCAGCGCCGCCCUGCUUCUCAUCUCUUUCCUCCUCUCCCUCUUCGCCGGCAGCUUUUGCGGUAGCGUGAUCGCCAUGUUCGUCUCAGCCCUGACUUUCGUCGUCUCCGUCGUCGCCGUCGCCGUCGACUUCGCCGUCUUCGCCCUCGUCCUCAGCGAGGUCCGCAACGGCAACGGCAAGGGACGCUACGGCUCCGUCAUCUGGAUGGCCCUCGCCGCCGCAAUCCUCACCCUCGCCGCCACCCUCAUCCUCGCCGUCACCUGCUGCGUCGGCAAGCGUCGUCGCGCUCAAGCCAAGUGCUACAAGCUCGAGGCCCAGACUCACCCUCACCCUCAGCAGCACUAA